UUCGUCCGUCAUCUGUCAGUUGAGUGCAAAUUUCGUCGCAGGAAGGUCGUAAUCCGGUGGUGUCGCGGAUUGAAAGUGUUUGCCCCCGUCCUCCGUGUGUGUCCCCGCGAGAAGAAGCAAGUGGUCGGUCGGUCAAACUACAGCGUACGCGUGGAGUGAGAGCAAGCAAAGCGAAGACCCACAAGAGUUGCUCGACCCCGGGACAAGCCCGGAAAAAGUACGACGUAAACAGGCGCGGAGGAUUCCCGGUCCAACUCACUAGCCAGUGGUGCCACUUUGAAGGUCGUUCGGACGUGAGCUGCGAGAUGUUGCGAACCAUUGCCGUACGAAACGAGCGACUGCUGCUUCAGGGUUCGCGGAAGGCGGUACUCCGUGAUACGGCCAGCCGGGCGCUCAGCUGUGAGGCCGUCCGCCGGAAUGCCGUGCAAAAGAACGCCCAACGAUGGUCCAGCAUCACCAGCAGCAACGCCGGUCCCAAAGUAACCCUGCAGGUCAGCUUUGUCCGCGGCUACUGCAGCAGCUAUCCGGAACACUCGAAGGUCAUGCUGCCGGCCCUAUCGCCAACCAUGGAGCUGGGUACGAUCGUCAGCUGGGAGAAGAAGGAAGGCGACAAGCUGAACGAAGGUGACCUGCUGGCGGAAAUCGAAACCGACAAAGCCACCAUGGGCUUCGAGACGCCCGAAGAGGGUUAUCUGGCCAAGAUUUUGGUGCAGGCCGGCCAGAAGGACGUCCCGAUUGGCAAGCUGGUGUGUAUCAUCGUUGAGAACGAGGCCGACGUUGCGGCGUUCAAGGAUUACAAAGACACCGGAGCCCCGGCCGCGGCACCGGCAGCAGCUGCCGCUCCGCCACCGCCAGCCGCGGCUCCACCGGUAGCCACUCCACCGCCAAUGGCUGCGGCACCUCCCCCACCACCAGCGGCACCGGCAGCGGCCGCUCCGUUGACCGCCGUUGAACAGCGUGGCCCGCGAGUCUACGCCAGUCCGAUGGCGAAAAAGCUUGCGGAACAGCAGCGACUGCGAUUGGAAGGUCGUGGCUCCGGCCUGUUCGGCUCACUAACGUCUAAGGAUCUUGCAGGUAUGCAGGCCGCCGGCGCUCCUGCAGCCGCGCAUGCACCUGCCGCGGGCCCAGGCAAGAUUCCGGCGGGGGCGGCCUACGUGGACCUUCCGGUGUCCAACAUCCGUGGUGUGAUCGCCAAGCGGCUGCUCGAGUCCAAGACGACCAUUCCGCACUACUAUCUGACCGUGGACUGCAACAUGGACCAGAUCAACAAGCUGCGCGCCAAGUUCAACAAACAGCUCGAAAAGGACGGCGUCAAGCUGUCGAUCAACGACUUUAUCAUCAAGGCGGCCGCGAUGGCCUGCAAGAAGGUCCCGGAGGCGAACUCCGCCUGGAUGGACACCGUCAUCAGACAAUUUGACGCCGUGGACGUGUCGGUGGCGGUCUCGACCGAUCGUGGCCUCAUCACCCCGAUCGUGUUCGGCGCGGACCGCAAGGGACUGGCCGACAUCUCCAAGGACGUGAAGUCGCUGGCAGCGAAGGCUCGCGACGGCAAGCUGCAGCCGCAGGAGUUCCAGGGCGGCACCUUCAGCGUGUCCAACUUGGGCAUGUUCGGCGUGACGCACUUUUGUGCCAUCAUCAACCCGCCCCAGAGUUGCAUCCUGGCCAUCGGUGGCACCCAGAAGCGCGUCGUACCUGACAAGGACUCGGAACAAGGCUGGAAGGAAAGCGACUUCGUUGCGGUGACCCUGAGCUGUGACCACCGCACUGUGGACGGUGCCGUCGGUGCCCGCUGGCUGCAGUAUUUCCGUCAGUUCCUGGAAGAUCCCCACUCGAUGCUGCUGUAAAUGAGCGACCAAUGUCUCACCGAUCACCGCCACCACCACCACCUUCACGACGAACUACCACGCCUUACUUGCAACACCCGGGGAAGGGUUCCCUCAGUCAUAGCCGAACACCACAGCCACCACCACUCAAACCCUCCCCCAUUCAGGUCCCCCGAAGUCACUACCAUCCGCAGAGAGAGAGAGAGAAAGAAAAAGAGAGAGUUCGAGAGUUUUAAGAGUAAAAUAAAUAUUGUGUAUAGUCAUCCAGAUAUGAAACGAAGUACUGCAACAAUACCUGUCUGCCAAUAUUCAACAAAGAGGAAAAAACAAACAAAACAAACAAUUAACUAGUAGUAACACAAGGAUUACGUACAAACUAAGCACGACUUGAGUAGGUGUAGCAAAGCAUGUAAGGCCGCCGUGAUUACCACAUCGCGAUUGGAUCAUUCAAACGAAGAAUCUGUGAAAAAAUUAAAAAAGGAAAUUUAUUCGAAAAAAAACACCCACACACUUCUGUCCAAGCAACGCAAGGCAGAAAUUUAUUAUUUAUUGGUUCAAAAGUGCUCUAAUCUAUCAGAUAGAUAUUCCUUGGUUCCUUGGUCUCCGCCGUCACUCAUCAUCGUCUUAGUCAGGUUCUUUUAAAACGCACGCACGCACGGCCCCAUCCUUCUUCUCCCCCCCGCAAGCCCGAGAGCGAGUGCGUAGCUAGUAAAUAUUGUAGAAUCGAAUUCAUGGCAAUUUUUUGCGUAAUUUUAGAGAAGAGAGAGACAACAACACAACACACCCACACACUAAGUUUAGCAUUACAACAAGGCAUAGAUUUUUUUUGUUCAGCGUCGCGAAUCAAAAUUUGAGUUUCGUUUUUUUUUCGUCAUGGUUCUAUUUUUUACACGAAUAUCUGAAAUUUAACGUUAAAUUUUACUGCUGCAGUCUGCUACUGUCGAGAGUUGUAACUCAAGAUUGUCGUUUUACUAGUGGGAGGAAUUAUUGUACUAAUAGAAGGACGAUUCACCUCAACACGGAGUUGGUCUUUAACGUGUAAAA
This is a messenger RNA of Culex quinquefasciatus (southern house mosquito), 2867 nucleotides long. RefSeq names its product dihydrolipoyllysine-residue acetyltransferase component of pyruvate dehydrogenase complex, mitochondrial (gene muc). The record is from RefSeq and is a predicted model, not a curated record. Gene Ontology annotation, molecular function: dihydrolipoyllysine-residue acetyltransferase activity. The transcript has 7 exons. Lineage: Eukaryota; Metazoa; Arthropoda; Insecta; Diptera; Culicidae. Gene Ontology annotation, biological process: pyruvate decarboxylation to acetyl-CoA. Gene Ontology annotation, cellular component: pyruvate dehydrogenase complex. The coding region runs from base 306 to 1844 and encodes 512 amino acids.